AUGUCGGUCGCACGAAUCGGUUUCUCGGAGCUCCAUGGUGGCGGCCCAGACCCGCUGGCCGAUAUCGUCUUCGUUCACGGCCUUGGAGGGCACCCGGAGAAUACCUGGACGUAUACACCUGCGAAGGAUAGUCGAUUUCGUCACCGAUUCUUCCACUUCAGAUCGGAUAGGAAGAGACUCAUACAGGCUGUUCCAAGCGUUUUCUGGCCAAGGGAACUGCUACGACAAGAUUUAUCAAACUGUCGAAUCAUGACAUACGGCUAUGACUCGGACAUAGUCAGCUUCCUGGCACCAGUCGACAGGUCGAGCCUUUAUCAACACUCAAACAGCUUCUUGGUUGACCUCAGUCAUCGGCGGCAAAAAUGGCCCGCGCGGCCCAUCAUAUUUGUCGCCCAUAGUUUAGGCGGAAUUCUGGUCAAAGAUGCAUUAAAGCAGUCUCAGGAUGCGCAAUACAAGCCGAAGCUUCAGAAUAUCUAUGAAAAUGUUCAUAGUGUUAUUUUCCUAGGAACCCCGCAUCGAGGCUCAGAUUGGGCGGCGUUGGGCAAAAGUCUCUCCAUCUUUGCAUUGGGAAAGGCGAACGAUGGGCUGCUCAGGUCUCUCCAAGUCGGAAGCGCAGACUUGGAGCGUCUGACAGAUGCCUUCGCAGUUAUGCUGAAAGCAAACAAGGUCAAGGUGUGCUCUUUUGUUGAAUCCCAAGCGAUAACCGAUAUACCGGGUUUUGCCAACAAGAUUGUUGACGAUUUCUCGAGCCGCAUUGGAGAUGCCGCAGAGAUAUCUCAAGUAUUACAUGCAAAUCAUCGGACCAUGUGCAAAUUUACCGGCGCAGAUGACAGCAAUUACCAGAAAGUACUGGCGGCACUUAAAGAUUUCGUCUCGGAUAUACAAGACCACCUCACAGUCGACAAUGGUGUGUCUAGGAGCCCCGAAGCUUUCUUUAAAAUGCUUCGGUUGAUGCCUGGCACGCCCAGCCCCCAGCGGCUUGUCAAGAUGUUAUCCGUAGUCGAGCAAGACUCCCAUUUAGGUCAUACCCCGCAGCUUGACGAUGGACACUUUGCGUGGGUAUUUGCCAAUCUGGACUACCAAAAAUGGUUAAGUUCAAGAUCAAUCCAGGUACUGUGGCUCUCGGGUCCUUCCCAAUGCCGCCUUUGGGAAGUCUCUUCCUAUCUGAUUCAAUCCAGAAGGAAGGCGGCAUUGACUACCAUUGGAAAUGAAAUGGUGCUUUACUUCUUCUGUACACCCACAAGACUGGAACGACACAUGAGUAUGACUUUCAUCCAUACUAUUCUCUAUCAAAUCCUCCAGUCUUCAUCCGAACUUGUCCGAUCUGAGAUAUCGAGGACAUUCAUUCAGGCUCUUCGUUCCAACUACCCUGACGAAAGAGAGAAGCGGGAGGAGCGUCAGCGUUCUUGGGGGCCCCUUGACACUGAUGCCAACAAUGCUAUCUUGAACGGAAUUCUCUGGGCAGCAAUUGAGAAAGUACUGAUCACACAGGGAAGGCGACAGGUGAUCCUCGCUGUGGAUGGCCUUGACGGCACAACUGAGGCAACAUUCCUUUUUGCGCUAAGGCGAUUCAUCGAGCAUAUCACAGGCCGAAUCGGUGUUAAGGUCUUGGUAACAAGCAGGCCACUCCCGAGUAUCAAGGAGUUCUUUGAUGGAUUCCCUUCAAUUGAGUAUAAUAAGGAGCGAGAGGAAUGCCUGGCAAGACUCCAAAUCGACGAUGCACGGUACCGCAAGAUAUCCCAGGGCCACAGAGGCUCUUUCCAAUGGCUUUGGAAGCAUGAACAGUAUGUGAGCUGGUCCCAGCACAAGGGAUCUAGGCUGCUACACGUCGUGGGGAAACCCGGAAGCGGAAAAAGCACCCUUACCAAGUUCUUCACUCAGCAUGUUCGGGAGACUCAGACAAGCAUGGACAUCCCAGAACCAGCACCGGUGAUAGCAAAGUUCUUCUAUAGUUAUCGAGACGGCGAAAGGCAACGAAGCCACCACAACAUGUUUCGUUCUAUCUUGGCGGAAAUCAUCGCGCAGGAGGAGCCAUUCUUUUAUCAUCACAUCCAGAGUAUUUAUCGCGCACAAGACUGCUGUGAGGGCCGCCUUGAGUGGAACUAUGACUCGCUGGUCCAGGCUCUGAAGGGACUGUGCGACUACUCCACCAACCGGCGCUUCUUCCUUAUUCUCGACGCCAUUGACGAGUCCGAUGAUCAGGAUCGAUACAUGGUCGUCAAUCUCUUACAUGAGAUAUGUUCACAAGCUACAUCAUGCACAGUCAAAGUCUUCGUUGCAAGCCGCCCAGUGGAUCAUCUAGGGUCAAAAUGGUAUCACAAUACCAUCAGACUACAGGACGAAACGAGUGCUGAUAUUCGUCAAUACCUGCUUUCGUUCUUGAGUGGGUUCGAUAUGACAAGUACGUUGGAGCAAGCGAUAGAUUAUAUUGUGGAAACCGCCCAAGGCGUGUUUAUCUGGGUUCAGCUUGUGGGAAGGGAGCUUCAGCGGCAAGUGUUCGCUUCUGAAGAGCAGAUAUUCGGGUUUCUUCAAAAGCUUCCCACUGGCCUCGAGUCUUUCUACGAACUUAUGCUAGAAAGAGCGAGAGAGCAAAGUUUACCGCACUUGAUCAAGUUAUUCCGAUUCGUUUUAUUCGCAGCUCGCCCACUUCUCGUUGGCGAGAUCCGUCAUUUCCUUGCUGUCCCUGACCAACCUGGGGAUGACUGUGCGAUCUCAUACAGAACAUUGACAAAGGCUACCCCAGGGAAGUCCUAUGUAACUCAAUGUGGUGGGGACUUUUUAGAGAUAAAGAACGUCGAUGGUGAUGAGUACGUGCAAUUUAUUCACCAGACUGCCCGAGAGUUUCUUCUUCAAUUUCCAGGACAUACUGCUCCACCUGCACCAUGGACUGAUAGCAAGCUUGCACACAAUCAUAUAUCCAUUAUUUGUUUGAGAUAUCUUAUGCUCUGCGCAAAGGAGGAUCUUCCAGAACAUUUCGAUCUCUGGCGGGAUGCAGACUUCCACAGAUAUGCCGAAUACAUCGAUCAGCUAUUGUUCGCACAGUAUGCUAUCGAAUACCUCGGCCGCCACUUGACGGUCUGCCUCGUGGAAAGUGAAGUGAAGGUAGCCAUAUCGGCGCUUGCCGAGACCAUAUGUUCGAGUAUAACCUGCGCCUUCAUGGAUGACUGGGCCACUUGCUUAGGAGACGACCGCUUGAGGGCCAACCGAGAUAAAACACAAUAUGCAAAGCCAUUUCAGAUGAGGGUUCUGGAGGCUUCUGUUUGUGGUCGCUUUCCUGUGGCCGUCCGAAUCAUCCUUUGCACCGGCGCUGACGUCAAUCACAGGGACAGAGCAGGUGCUUGCUUACUAGCUAACGCAGCUGUCCGCGGCUAUCCCGACAUGGCCUCUGUUCUACUCUCCCACCCGGAAAUAUUACCUGAUGUCAAAGACUCAGCCGGUCGUACGCCUCUCUCGGUAGCGGCAGAACAUGGAAAUGCAGAUGUCGUGCGCGUACUCUUGGGCCACCAAGACGUUGACAUUAAUUCACUGGACGCAACACACAGGACGCCAUUGUCUUAUGCCGCAGAAUAUGGUCGCGAAGCAGCUGUCAAAGUUCUCGCAAAUAACCCGAAGACGGACCUUUUCAUAGCUGACGACAGGUCUAGGAGGCCUCUAUCUUGGGCCGCUAUUGGCGGUAAUGAAUGCGCCAUGGAAUCGUUACUCCGAGCAGUUCUGUCAGGCAUAAGUCUUGGCCCGGAUGAAUUAACCACAGGAGAAUGGAGGGCUGGAAUAAACUCGAAAGACGAUUCAGGAAAAGCGGCGUUGUCAUGGGCAGCGUAUCACGGACACUAUAGCGUUGUGAAGAUGAUGCUCGACAUGCCAAUUCCUCAAGGCGCCCUCGUCCUGGACCCCAACACCUCGGAUGAUCACGAAAUGACACCGCUCAUGCUCUCCGCCAGUGGUGGGCAUCUGGCGGUGGUAGACCUCCUGCUCCAUCGGGAUAAAGUGGACGUUGAAGUACGAAAUGAAGACGGGAUGGGCGUGCUGUCUGUUGCUGCAGCCAGUGGUCACGCCGACAUAGUUGCCCUGCUUCUCGGGGACCCGCGGAUAUACCCCAAUUCCAAGGAUUUCAGGGGGUGGACUGCAACUUGCCAUGCCGCUUUCCACGGCCACAAAGAGGUGCUGAGGACUUUAGUAGCUGACGAACGGACCGAUGUGGAUCUGCCGGAUAAUGAUGGUCUCACACCACUGUGGCGAGCAUCUAUCUUCGGACGUACAAACGCAGUACGGGUCUUGAUAUCCACGAAAGCGGUUGACCUGAAUAUCAAAGAUGUGGACGGCUGGUCGCCCCUGGCAUGGGCCGCACAGGAGAACCACUGGGACGUUGUCAGGGAGCUACUUCAGGCCACCGGAGUCGAGGUUGAUUCGGCCGACUCCCGUGGCCUCACACCUCUGUGGUGGGCGGCUGACCGAGGCAAUGAUCUUGCGGUCAAGCUGCUGCUAGAAAUCGGCCAUGCCAGUUUACAUACAGUUGACGCGGUGGGUCAAACCCCUUUAAUAAGAGCUGCAUGGCGCGGCUACGAGAGAGUCGUCAAGGCUAUACUGCGUGUUGAUACUAGCACUUGUGAUCUUCCUGAACGAUGGGGACGGACACCGCUUUCAUGGGCGGUAGAGACAGGGGACAUUCGAAUUAUACGGGCGCUGCUGAACACAGGUCUGGUCGACUUGGAUCGGAAAGAUGUCUGGGGACAGACGCCUCGGACUAGGGCUGCGGAUUGUGGAGAUGACGAGAUCAUCAGGCUGUUUGAUGCGCUUUGA
Aspergillus mulundensis is the source of this 4797-nucleotide messenger RNA. RefSeq lists its product as uncharacterized. Bases 1 to 4797 code for a protein of 1598 amino acids. The record is from RefSeq and is a predicted model, not a curated record. The transcript is spliced from 8 exons. NCBI's taxonomy places the organism in Eukaryota, Fungi, Ascomycota, Eurotiomycetes, Eurotiales, Aspergillaceae. Gene Ontology annotation, molecular function: protein binding.